AUGGCAUCGAUUCCUCCACUUGGAUAUGCCUCGACUGUGAACCGCGUAUUGGAGAUUCCAGAGAUAAUCGAGCUGAUACUUGAAUUUCUCGACUUGGGAGAUAAUGCCAGAAAUGCUCUCGUGUGCAAGAGGUGGUCGGAAAUUUGCCUCGAUCUUCUGUGGCGCAAAGUCGAUAACCUCCCUCGGCUAUUCUCAUUGCUGGCACCUCUUCAUGCCACGCGUGAUGGUAUAUACGAGAAUUUUGACAGGACGUUGAACUUGGAUGAUUGGAGGCGGUUUGGGCGCUAUGCUCGCAGAGUGCGCACGUUGACACACGCUGAAGGCGGUGAAGCAAUGCGCACGGAAUUAUAUCUUGGGCAGGCGGUUUUUGACGAGUUGGCGCGGUCUCGUACGUCGCUGAGCAUCGUUCCAAACCUUCACACUCUCCACUGGCGCAGUGACCGGCUGCGACCCUCAGUCCUAUUUAUGAGCACCACUGUCCGACACUUUUCGGUUCAACUCCCCAAAUUCACUGGGCAAUUUCUCUUCGACUUUUUCGAAGAUAUCGCCGAGCGUAUGCCUUUCCUCACACAUCUCGAUCUGUCAUUUGAACUCCCCGUACGCAACAUUGAAGGGUCCUUGGUCAAUCUAUUCAAGAAGCUGGAAAAACUGAAGACCGUGGUUCUACCUCUAUUUUGCCUUUCAAGCAGAGUGUUUGAAGGCUUGUCUAUCCUCCCUUCCUUGGGAACCAUCCAGUUUGAAUACAUGGAGCAACAAGGGAGAGGGGAUGAGAGAGAUGUACAGCCAUUUUCUCCUGUAUUACAGGAGGGUGCCUUUCCGAAUCUCUGGGAUUUGUCGCUCAGUGCUGAUCUUCCCGACAUGAUACGCCUCCUGAACAGGAGCUACGCUCCAACAAAUUUAACCACACUGUAUAUCCAUAUGUUGACCCCUACUCAACCAUCUGUCAUCUCCGACUUUUUGGUUACUGUGUCAGAAGUAUGCAAGCAGCUCAAGAAACUCUACCUUGAACUUUUUGUUCCCAAGAAUUCUGCGCUUCCUGCUAUUGAUCGCCUGAGUUGGGCAGAUUUACGCCCGCUUCUGUCCUUCAACCAACUUUCUGUAUUCGAGCUGCGUCUUGAUCUCGCCCUGGAUAUAUCUCAGGGAGACAUAGAAGAACUUGCAGCCGGGUGGCCGUCUCUAGAAGUACUCUACCUGAAUAAUGAACCUAUGCCGCUUAUUGGGGGCGAAGCAUCUCCGCUCACUCUUCGAGCUCUGAUCCCUUUUGCGCAACAUUGUCCUAAGCUGCGCGAGCUCGGCCUCUAUCUCUCAGGAUCCAUUGAGGAUCCUAAUUCUUUCGCUUCCACCAAGAAUGGACUGCAUUUGACGCUUGAGCCGUUCCGCGAACUGGUCAAGUUGUGCGUCGGGGUCUCCUCUAUCUCCGAGCCAGCAUCCGUGGCGCUUUUCCUUAGCCAGCUAUGUCCAUUAGGAUGUGAAAUUUUACCGGGUGUGAGCUGGCCCGACGGAGUUGGCGUAGUUCAGGUCGGACACCCGAUGGCGCAGGAUAUUCAGCGCCUCUCGAACGAAUGGUACGAGAAGUGGAAUGAGGUUGGGCGCUUCCUUCCCCUUCUCACGCACCUCCGAAUGGAGGAACGCGAACGCAGGCGAGCGCUGCAGGAGGAGGUGGAGGAUCUAAGGGUGCGAUGCAAGCUGCUUGAGGAACGCGCGUCGCUACCGACGAGCGAGUUGGACGGAUCAUGUGUGGUUUUAUGA
Fibroporia radiculosa is the source of this 1749-nucleotide messenger RNA. RefSeq lists its product as uncharacterized. Gene Ontology annotation, molecular function: protein binding. The record is from RefSeq and is a predicted model, not a curated record. NCBI's taxonomy places the organism in Eukaryota, Fungi, Basidiomycota, Agaricomycetes, Polyporales, Fibroporiaceae. The transcript is spliced from 2 exons. The coding region runs from base 1 to 1749 and encodes 582 amino acids.